Populus nigra (black poplar) is the source of this 1067-nucleotide messenger RNA. Its product is annotated as ethylene-responsive transcription factor RAP2-3-like. The transcript is spliced from 2 exons. NCBI's taxonomy places the organism in Eukaryota, Viridiplantae, Streptophyta, Magnoliopsida, Malpighiales, Salicaceae. Gene Ontology annotation, molecular function: DNA-binding transcription factor activity; DNA binding. The record is from RefSeq and is a predicted model, not a curated record. Gene Ontology annotation, biological process: regulation of DNA-templated transcription; ethylene-activated signaling pathway. Bases 64 to 831 code for a protein of 255 amino acids.
CAAAGCCAUAUUUAUCAGUGCAUUUCUUUCCUCUUUCUGCUUGAGAAUUGGACAGACAAAAACAUGUGUGGAGGUGCCAUUAUUUCCGAUUUUGUUACUGUUAAGCGUGGCCGGAGAUUGACAGUUGAGGAUCUCUGGUCUGAACUUGACCCCUUCUCUGAAUUUCUUAGAUUUGAUCAUCACUCUAAUCAUAAUAAUGGUAGUAAAAAAGACCCAUCAAAUCUCGUGCUCCCUCAGAAGCCAAGCUACACCAUCCAAGUCCAGCAAGUGAUAACAGAGAAAGUUGAGAAGCCAAGCCAUGCCACAGAGAAAGAAAAUGGUAACAAGAAGGCUCAAAGAACCAGAAAGAGUGUGUAUAGAGGAAUAAGGCAAAGGACAUGGGGCAAAUGGGCAGCUGAAAUAAGAGACCCACACAAAGGUGCUAGAGUUUGGCUUGGCACAUACAACACAGCUGAGGAAGCCGCCAAAGCCUAUGAUGAAGCCGCCAAACGCAUCCGUGGUGAUAAAGCCAAGCUCAACUUCCCAUCUCAGACACCGCCAACUCCGGAGGCGCCACGACCUGCCAAGAAGCGUUGCAUCUUGGCUCCUGAAACAGCUUAUGUGGCUAGUCCUUUCACACCACCACUGCAAGAGCCAUAUUUGGGGUAUCAAAAUGAAGAUUAUGAGCUGGAAGAGCAAAUCUUGAAGUUGGAGUCGUUUCUUGGGCUGGAACCUGACCAGAUGGCUGCUCGUCUGAGGGAAAACGUCGGUGAUUAUCGUGACUCUGGGGACCUAUGGAUGCUUGAUGAUCUUGUGACACAUCAUCAGUAUCGACGUCAGAUUAAUUAUUAGUAAAAUAAUUAACUACUAAUGCUACUGAUGCAUGCAUCUCUUCUGCUUAAUGUACUGCUUUUAGCUUUUACAAAAAAGACUCUAUUUUAUUAAUGUUUAAUUAGGGUUUGGUGCUUCAUUGUCGUACAUACCUUGUGCAAUGGAGUAUGAGAAUAAUACUUUUGUAGCUGCACUCAUUUGCAUCACCUUUUUUUUUUUUUAGGUUUGUUUGAAAUAAAAACCUUGGAUUUGUGCCA